Messenger RNA from Trichomonas vaginalis G3, 552 nucleotides. Its product is annotated as spectrin binding. The record is from RefSeq and is a predicted model, not a curated record. Gene Ontology annotation, molecular function: protein binding. NCBI's taxonomy places the organism in Eukaryota, Parabasalia, Trichomonadida, Trichomonadidae. The transcript has a single exon. Bases 1 to 552 code for a protein of 183 amino acids. Gene Ontology annotation, cellular component: cytoplasm.
AUGCAUAUUCUUGAAAAAGAUCUUUUGAAUAUUAAAGGAUUAAGCAUACCUGAAGAAGAGUUAAGUGAGAUUAUUCAUUCACAGAACUUGAAAGCUGCAUUUAUUAUGUUCCAUUAUGAUAAAGAUUCAAUCAUUCCAUGGUGUGGAGUUUUUCCUCAAAUUAAUGAACUUUUUGUUGGCCAUGUAGUUGAUAUAGCUAAAGUUGAUGAUGAAUGUCAGAAUAUUCUCCACUAUGCAGCUAUUUAUAACAACUAUAAAUUAUUUAAAUUUUUAUUCAAUUCUAAUGGAAAUAUUAUAUUAAAUAUAAAUGCUCAAAAUAAAUAUAAACAACGUCCAAUUAAUAUGGCAGCAGAAAAGAAUAGUUUUGAAGUAAUCGCAGUUCUUAUUGCUCUUGAUGUAGAUGUAGAUUCUCAAGAAAGUCAUUCUAUUACUCCUCUUAUGAUGGCUGCAGAACAUAACUCUAAAGAAGUAGCAGAAUUACUUCUUCAAUAUGGAGCAGAUGUUAAUGCAAAACAUAAAUUCAGAAAAAUACCUCUUCAUUACGCAGCAUAA